UAAAUUGCAAUCCCCGUCUCGUCCUCCUUCGCUCCAAACCACAUCCUCCAUACCAUUUCACGUUGGUCAUAUUGCCUUCAAACGUCGCCUUCACGCUCUGGAAACCGCGUCGUAUCGCUCAGACCACCAAGUCCUGUUGUAACGCAUCGCUACAACAUUAACAAUAAGGCCACAUCCCCAGUCUCCCCUACCACUUCGCCACUCACACAACAAUCACCUCCGCUCAUCAAACAACACCUUUGUUGCGUCAACGACAUCGACGCGUCGCGCAACACCAACCACCCCGCAAUCGAACCAUAAUAUCCCAGAACAGCACCCACGCCACAUCCCCCGCUUCGCCGGCCACAAUGUCCACACUCGAAGAUUUGUACGCCCUGGAAGACUCAGUCGAGUGGCUCGACCGCUUGCUCGCCGCACUCCACGACCUCGCACCCGACGCACCUCCCGACCUCCGCGGCGUCGCGCAGCGGAACCUCGUCACCAUAAGCGACCUACACGUCGAGAAAGAGAGCGAGCGGGACCGGGUGGCUGCCGAACUGUACGGCGCCAAUCCGAGCGACCACGAUGGCUACGCCACCGAGCCUGACGUCGAAGAAGAUGGGCGACUCGGCGACGACGAGAGUGGCUAUAGUGGUGACGAUGACAGAGACGGCGGCGGAGACGACGACAAUGGCGACGCGCAAGGUCAGCCUCUGCCCGUUCAUCAGCGUGUCUCGCCGCUGCCCGACCACCGUGCAUACCGCGUCGUGAACCCUCCGCCAACUUUCCUUAAAAACCGAGGUGAGUUCCGCUGAUCCGAUGUUCGGUUUAGAUAAAUACUAACGCCCCCUGGGUAGCUCUCGUUCGCCCAAGUCCUGGACAGCUGCCGCAUGUUUCCGAAUACAGCGGCCUGUCACCCAGAGACGACGAUGUUCAACAAGGGACUUGCACAGUGGUAUCCGCCGCUGUUCAGUUCUCC
This is a messenger RNA of Phanerochaete carnosa HHB-10118-sp, 958 nucleotides long. RefSeq lists its product as uncharacterized. Bases 348 to 794 code for a protein of 148 amino acids. The transcript has a single exon. The record is from RefSeq and is a predicted model, not a curated record. Lineage: Eukaryota; Fungi; Basidiomycota; Agaricomycetes; Polyporales; Phanerochaetaceae.